UCUGAAAACCGGAUAAGACCUUUAUUCCCCACUCCAACUGAUCGCGACCAAACCCACACAGUGAGAAAAACGAAACCCUAAUCUCCAUUACCUUUUCCUACCCACUUAGCUCAACAAUCGAGCUCUUAUGGAAAUGGGUUCCAAACCCUAAUCUUGAAAAAAUGUGAAUUUGUCCUCCUCAUCUUCUUCUAAUCACUGACCUGUUGAUCUACAGCUUCCACCCACUGAGAAAGCCGUUUGAUUAUGGUUAAGUGGAUUUCUCAUCCAUCUUUUUUGGGGCUUCUUUUUGCUAUGGAUAUUGGGGUUAUGUUUGUAGAACUUGAGAUUGUGCUUGUUUAAUUGUCUUAGGAUCUGUGAGUUUGUUUGUAUUUGUUGGCUUGAUAUGUCGCUUGGUCUGUUGUAUAUGCCCUGGUUGGUUAGAAGGAUCUUUUUUUGAUUGUCUGGUCUGAUUAUUCCAUCAAAGGUUGCACCUUUGGAUCUGGAAGCUUCUGGAUAUUUUCAAUCAUUGGGUAUUAGCUUCUAUUUUUUGAGAAAUAUGUAAAUUAGCAUCCACUUGAAAGUGGGAUUGACAAGGUUGGAAGGUUUGCGGUGUUGUUGAUGUAUCGUGUAUGUAUUUUUUAUGUAUAGAUAGAUUGUUAAGAUGUCAUUUAAGAGUAUAAUUCAAGAUAUGAGGGGGGAACUUGGGAGUAUUUCUAGAAAAGGGUUUGAUGUGAAGUUUGGGUAUGGGUUUAGAUCAAGGUCGCACCGGGUGGUUCAGGAUAGUUCUGUUGUUAUCGAUGCUUUGAAGCAGAGUUGUUGGGCCAAUAUGCCUCCAGAGCUUUUGAGGGAUGUGUUGAUGAGGAUCGAGGCAUCGGAGCUUACUUGGCCCCCUCGGAAGAAUGUUGUGGCUUGCGCCGGUGUUUGUAGGAGUUGGAGGGAGAACAUGAAGGAAAUUGUGAAAACCCUGGAAGUUUCGGGCAAGUUGACAUUCCCAAUAUCAUUGAAGCAGCCUGGUCCUAGGGACUCUCUCAUUCAGUGUUUUAUAAAACGUGAUCGAAGCACUCAAGCAUACCUCCUCUACCUCAGUUUAAAUCAGACUUCCAGUGAGGAUGGGAAGCUCCUUCUGGCUGCACGGAAAUGCCGGCGUCCAACGUACACAGAUUACAUCAUCUCUCUUAAUCCUGAAGACGUGUCAAAGGGGAGCAGCACCUACAUUGGGAAGUUAAGAUCCAACUUUCUGGGGACAAAGUUCACCAUAUAUGAUUCACAGCCUCCAAACGCUGAAGCCAAAGUUACUAAAUCUCGUUCAACCAGGCGAAUUGGAAUGAGACGAGUGUCUCCCAAGUUCCCUGCAGGCAAUUAUACUGUAGCCCACAUUUCAUACGAAUUGAAUGUCUUGGGUUCGAGGGGGCCAAGGAGGAUGCACUGUGUCAUGGAUGCUAUCCCUGCUUCUGCUGUUAAACCAGGGGGAGUGGCCCCCACGCAAACCGAAUUCAUGCUUAGCAGUAUGGAUUCCUUUCCAUCCCUGCCGUUUUUCAGAUCCAAAUCAACCCGGAUGGAAAAUUUCCAAUCUGGACCUUUGUCCAGCCAGAAAGAUGGAGAUGGGAUGCUGGUGUUGAAAAACAAGUCCCCAAGAUGGCAUGAGCAACUCCAGUGCUGGUGUUUGAACUUCAAUGGACGCGUGACUGUAGCCUCUGUGAAGAAUUUUCAACUGGUUGCCUCCGUGGAGGAUGGAGCUGCCGGCCAACAAGAACAUGAGAAUGUCAUUCUCCAGUUCGGGAAGGUGGGAAAGGAUGUGUUUACCAUGGAUUAUCAGUAUCCAAUCUCAGCAUUCCAGGCAUUUGCCAUCUGCCUGAGCAGCUUCGACACCAAGAUUGCUUGCGAAUGACCUGCAAACAGGUUGUGGAAGUGGUUUUGGAAGGCAGAUGGGUGCUGUGUUAUGUGGGUACAGUGCAGCUAGAAGUGGCAUUUCUUUCCAUUAUUGUUGUGUGGUUAUUUUUCUUUGUUUCUUCUCUCUCUGUUUCUUUUUAUAAGUUUGUUCUCUGUUCUCUUCUUUUCCUUCUGGUUUUCCUCCAGUGUCCUUGUAAAUAAGAAUCGUUUGUAUCAGAGUGAGACAUGCCAGGCCAUAUUUACUCUAUUGUAGACAUGCGUUAACCCUGCCAUAGUUGCGAUAAUUUGAUGCUC
This is a messenger RNA of Rhododendron vialii, 2163 nucleotides long. Its product is annotated as tubby-like F-box protein 3. The transcript has 6 exons. The record is from RefSeq and is a predicted model, not a curated record. Bases 641 to 1867 code for a protein of 408 amino acids. Lineage: Eukaryota; Viridiplantae; Streptophyta; Magnoliopsida; Ericales; Ericaceae.